AUGUCUAGCCAAUCUUCAACUAACUAAUAGGAAUUUUAAUCCAAUCAACAAGCAAAUAUGCAAUAAACAAUACCCGAGUAUGUUGCUCCUCAACAACAUGAACAUUUUUAGCAAACCACAGAUAUUUAAAUUGCAAUAAAGGAAGCAUACAAAGAAAAAUCUGCAAAAUACGCCAAUUUUUUCAACGAUUAUACAAGUGAAUACAAACUUUUAAAAAAAAUAACUCACGAAUGCUAAGUUAAGUGCUAUGCAAAUGAAGCCCUUAGCAUUAAGGAGUCAGAAUCAUGCGCUAGAUCUUGCCUAAGACCUUAUUUGACCUUUAAAAAAAUCACAGGAGAAAAACUAUAAAAUUGCGAAGACUUAUUUUAAAGAGAAGAAUCCAAAUGCACAUCUGUCAAUCUAGACACUAAAUAAUGCUAUAGCAUGCUCAACGAAAAAUUAGCACAAUGUCUUAAGCAAAAUGCAGGAUUUUAUUCUAAAACUUAUGCCAAAAUCUUUAAGGAGUUUGAUUCUAUCGUUGAAUAUUGA
This is a messenger RNA of Tetrahymena thermophila SB210, 528 nucleotides long. Its product is annotated as Tim10/DDP family zinc finger protein. Lineage: Eukaryota; Ciliophora; Oligohymenophorea; Hymenostomatida; Tetrahymenidae. The record is from RefSeq and is a predicted model, not a curated record. The transcript is spliced from 4 exons.